Messenger RNA from Paramecium sonneborni, 2662 nucleotides. The record is from the annotation of a GenBank genome assembly. NCBI's taxonomy places the organism in Eukaryota, Ciliophora, Oligohymenophorea, Peniculida, Parameciidae.
AUGAAUAUCUUAAAUCAAAAAUAAGUAUAGGAGAGAUAAGAAAUGACAUGCAAAAUUCAUAAUCUGGAAUUUAUAGCAGUUGAUUUGGAUUUAUCAGACAAGGCACAAAUUUAAUUCUUUUGCGGUAAAUGCUUAGUUGAAAAGUUAAAUAACAAUAAAGUGACAACUAUAGAGUAAUCAAAAGAGAGAAUCUAAAAAUUUUAAAUUUAAUAAAAAGAAACAAAAACAAAGGAGAAUCAAGCAAGACUCACCUAUUAUAAAAACAUAUUGGAUUAAAUCAUUGAUUUCAAAAAAUUUAUAGAUGAUUCGUUGGAUAAAAUGUAUAGAUAAAUUUAAUAAUAUAUAUUUCCAAUAUAAAAAGAAAAAUAGGAGUUAAUAGAAUAUGAAUAAUAAUUAAAUUAUUUAGAAGAUUUAAAACAAUUAUCACAAUUAUAUUCAUAAGAAGAUUAAAAAUCAAAUAAAUUAUAAGAAGAUAAUAAUUUUAUUGAUGAAAUCUCAAGACAAUUUGAGCUAUUAUUCAAUUGUUCUGAAUAUUUUUAGACCUUAGAUACUUUUAAGAAUAUAAAAGAGACAAUAAAUGAUAUUUAGUAAAAUAAUAUAAUUGAAUUAUUUCCUUUUGUGGAUACCAAAAAAAAUGAUCCGGUAUUUUUGAUUUAUUAUUAAUAGAAAACACCAAGUUUAAAUAGAAUUUGUAUUAAUCAUAAAAAGGAAAUUAUUAUGAUUGAUAUGGAUUCAUAGAAUAAGAAGAUUGAAGAUAGGUUUGUAUGUGUUGAAUGUAUUUCUUAAAAUUCAUAAAUUAAAUAUUAAACUAUUGAAGAUGUAGAUAAGGAAUGGAAAGAAUAUAACACUGAGACUGAUAAAAUACUAAAGGAAUAUAAAAAAGAAAGUAUUAACAAGAAAGCUGAAUUAUUCAACUAGAUAGCACAAAUGAGAAAGAAUUAUAAUUAAAAAUUGAAUGAAAUUAGUGAUAAAUUAAUUACAGAAUCAUUUUUAUGUAUUGAUAAAGUUAACUUAUCAAAUUAAAUAAAUAAAAUGUCAAUAUAAGCAUUAAGUGAUGAAUAAUUAUUGAAGGAUUUAAAGCAAUUGAUUGAAAAGGAAAAAGGGAUAGUCUAAUAAAGUUAAAUAAUAACGACUUUAAAAAAUAAAGACUCUAUUUUUAAAAAGGAUAUUACAUCUUAAUUAGAAUCUUUGUAACAAUAGGAUUAAUAAGAUAUUUAAUAAUCAUUAGAUAUUCUUAAGGAUAUAUAAAGUAACUUAUUUAUUUAAUAGUUUAUAGUUGAAAAAAAUUUAAUUGGUUAGUUAACUGAUGUGAUUUAAGAAAUAUAGAAGUGCGCAUAGAAGGAUGAAAACUAUAAAAACCAAAUUAAUUUUAUCAAAGAAAUCUAAGAGUUAAUCGAUCAAGCUAAAAAAUAUCAGUGUCAACUGCAUCUAUUUGAUUAGGCUAUUUCUGUUUAUUAACAGCAUGUUUAAAAAAUAGACUAGAUUUAAGAAAAUAUAUAGAUUAAAUCCAAAGAUUAAGAAAUUAAAUCAGAAUAAUUAAAAUCCUAAUAUUCUAAAUUAUCGAAUAUUUUGAAUGAAUAUAAAAAGAUAUUCAAUAAUAAUAGUUCAGAGUUGAAAAAGUUUUGUAACAUUUAAUAAAUAGAAUUAGAAAUAUUAAAAUUAACAGAAACCAAUAAAAAUUUAGAAAUUGAAAGUAAUUCUAUAUAAUUUUAAAUAGAAAAUAACGUAAUCCAUUCUAUGGAGACAUCAUUUUAGUUUAAAAUCAAUGAGUUAAAUGCAAAGUUAGAAUAUGAUGAAAAAGAAUUAUAAGAUAUGAAAGAAUAAUAUUAAUAAGCACUUUAAGAUAAUAUAAAUCUUAAAAAGUAAUUUGAAUAAGAUAAGACCGAAAUUAUAAAGAAAUUUGAAGAUGAAUGUAAUAGUUUUUGUCAUUAUUUCAUAGAAAAAUAAGUAAAAUAGGUAUUUAAUGAAAAUUUAACUUAAUAAAAAUCAUAAUUAUAGCAAGCAUUAACCAAACUUGAUUAAAUUGAGAAAGUUAAGUUAGAAUAAGAAAAAUAAAAUAAACUAGAAUUAGUAAAAGUAUAUUUUAAUCGAUUAGAUUGAUUAAUAUAAUAAAUCAUUAUCAUUUUCGAAUACUUACAAGCAUAAUAAUUGUUCAGUAACUGAAGGAGCAAAACUUGUAGAAUGUGGUAAUAAUUUUUAUAUUUAUUGUCUUUGUGAAUAAGCAAUUCCAAAGACUGGCAAAAUAUAAUUUGGAUUUUAAAUGAUAAGUGGAACAUAUUUUCAUGUUGGAAUAGGAUUUAAAGAGAUUAUUUAGAAAAAUAAUUAUUUAAAUUGUUAUAAUGCUGGGUAAGGGCAUAUAAUUAAAUUAUAAUAGAACAUAUUUAACAUCUUCGGGUAAUUAUUCUUAUUCUCAUCAUAAUAAAGAUGUAAAUAAUAAAUAAUUAUCCUUCGGAUUUACAACUAAUGAUAUAAUAAUAAUUGAAGUAUGUCUUGAACGUAAAUACAUUAAAUGGAGUAGAUGGAAUAAUCCAUAAGCAACGUUUGUUGUAAAUAUAAAAUAGAUUAUUAGUAAUUGGAUAUAGAUACAUCUUAAGAAUUAUAUCCAUGUGUGGGUGGGUAUAAUAAUUCUAAAAUAAAAAUAUUGGAUAAUUUACCAGUUUGA